Molecule: messenger RNA, 489 nt
Organism: Penicillium pulvis
Lineage: Eukaryota; Fungi; Ascomycota; Eurotiomycetes; Eurotiales; Aspergillaceae
Exons: 1
Coding region: 1-489 (162 amino acids)
Source: RefSeq, a predicted model, not a curated record
AUGUCCCACUUUUACCCCACAGCCGAGUACGCCGAGGACCAACCUUUGGCGCGAACUAUUCUCGCCACCCAUGUCGCCAGCCGUGGCUUUCAGCUUGGUACAACGCUUGGCUUAAUAAGUUACACUAUUGAAUCUGCGUUCAAACGUCGAUCUAUGACCAUGCCUCUUCUCCUUCGGUCGGCGGGUGCCGGGAGCAUAAUCGGCGCCGGAUUAUCAACAGUGGGGAUGGUUGCCAGAAUGUGGGGUCGAGAGGAUAUUGAGUGGAGUGAUCGCAGUUGGCGACUGCGAUACAAUACAGGGCAGAUGGCAAUUGACAAUUGGAGUGAACCGGGAGCGAUCAUGGGAGCUCUUGCAGUAGCUUUCCGGAGGCCACUGGUAGCCAUGUCAGGGGGUUGGCGUGGAGUCGCUGGUGGGGCUGGCAUAGGAUCCUUGGUUGGAGUGAUUGGUUGUAUCUGUUUCACUGAGGGAUUUCAGCAUAAAAGUAAAUAA